Colletotrichum orchidophilum is the source of this 2259-nucleotide messenger RNA. Its product is annotated as zinc knuckle. NCBI's taxonomy places the organism in Eukaryota, Fungi, Ascomycota, Sordariomycetes, Glomerellales, Glomerellaceae. The record is from RefSeq and is a predicted model, not a curated record. Bases 1 to 2259 code for a protein of 752 amino acids. The transcript is spliced from 4 exons.
AUGGCACGACCGACACUGGACCGUCAAUCCCAGGAAAACCAACCGACCCGGAGCCGGUCCCUGACGAAGAAGGUCCAGAAACGGCCUAACCCGACGGAUACCCAGGAACCACAGGGGACGAUUACGGUGGCUGCGGAGAAUACGCGCCCGAAGCGUACCAUCGUCCGGUCGCGAAGAGCGCUCGAGGCACUCGAUCCAAGCACACAGAUGACAAACGACAUCAUGGCAACACUCCUCCGCGACCCGAGCAUCGACAAGUACGACAUCAUCGCCAUCCAGGAACCGUGGAGGAACCCCUUCAGCGUAACGACACAUCACCCAGCCAAGGACCGCUUCCACCUCUGCUACCCGUCCGGUGAAGAAAGAGGACCAGCUAGAGUGUGCUUCUUUAUCAACAAAAAGAUUGACCACUCGCAAUGGCAGUUCAGGGAGAGCAGUAGAGAUCUCUGCGCUAUCAGCAUGGGGCCGGGCGAGGGCGCCCACCGCAUCGUGAAAUGGGCCCGGAACAGACAGAAUCAGCCGACGACCGUCACGCCAGAAACUCAGAAACCCAACAAGCCGCAGAUUGCUACCACUCCCGAGGAGAAGGCGGCACUGUUUAAAGAGACCAUCUUUCCCCCGCCCCCAGAAGCUAACCUCGAAGACAACAAUGCAACAUACAGCAACCAGAUCGCUCUACUGGCAAUAUCCGAAAGCGAAAUGGAAGACGCCAUUCGGGAAGCAGCGCCGCUGAAGGCCCCGGGUCCCGAUGGCAUCACCAAUCUGGCACUUCGGAUGGCGAGAAAAUGGAUUACACCACACUUCGAUAUAAGAAGCCUGGGAAAGGGAAUGAUAGCAAGCCCUCUUCUCCUCGACGUGUCAGGUGCCUUUGAUAAUGCUUCGCACCGCCGACUCCUUCACAACCUGAGGAAGAGACGGAUUGAUGAAGCGACGGUGCGUUGGAUUGCUAGUUUCUUUGGAUGCCGAGAGACGGAGAUCAACGUGGAAGGAUUCCGAUCCGAAACAUACAGAAUCAACACCGGCAUCCCACAACGAGCGCCCCUAUUGCCAAUGCUCUACCUCCUCUACAACGCAGAUCUCCUGGACAGCUGCAACGAAGCCGGAGACUCGACAGCCACCGGCUUCAUUGAUGACAUAGCGAUCGUUGCGGUGGGGAACCGCACUGAGGAAACCUGCCAGAAACUUCAAGAAGCGCUUCUGAAAGCUGAGAUGUGGUCCCUCGCUCAGGCCUCCAUCUUCGCACCCAAAAAGUUCCAGCUUACCCACUUCACACGAGCGAAAACCAGAUUCGACUCAGACACGACACUCCAGAGCCCAUGGGGAAAAAUUGAGCCCAAGACAACAUGUGAAUACCUCGGUCUCAUUAUGGACUCAUCACUUAAGUGGAAACAGCGCAUCGACGGGACAGAAAGCAAGGCCACCAACACCAUCACAGCACUCAGCGGCAUCGACGGUCAAGUCGGAGCCGCCGCAGUCAUUGUCCUGACCCUCGAGAUGACUCAGGCAGACAAGCAAAACGGAAAUCACAGACGCAUAGUCUUCAUCCACACCGACAACCAGGCUGCUGUCAGAUCGUCAGCCAAGCCAAAGGGAAAUACGGUGCAUACCUCCUUAAGGUCAUCGCAGGCAAGACACAAUCACUCCGGGAAUAAGGACUCGAAGUCGAGCUCCGAUGGGUGCCCGCUCACAUCGGCAUCGAGGGCAACAGCAGAUGUCGCCGCGAAAGAGGCCACAGGGUGGAGGCAGAACGGACAGCCAGGUACAAGGGCAGACAAGCCGAGAGCCUUGUUCAAGCUCAGGUCCACGAUCGAGACGUGGUCGCACGAACAGUACCAUCAAAGGUGGCAAACCACCUUGGAAGACGAGACGCGAGGAAGGACGUCUUUCCGCCUCACGCCGAAGCCGACAAAGAAGGUCAUUCAAAUCCACGAAGGCCUCAGCAAACGUCAAAGUGCACUCCUAGUCCAGACGGGCACGGAAAAGAUCGGGCUCCAGGAUUUCCUCUUCAGCCGAAGAGUGCCAGGCAUUACCAACGCCAACUGCCCCUGCCGAGAAGGACGACAAACGGUAUCGCGCAUCCUGCUGCGACGCCGCAGGUAUCGACAACUCCGGCGCCAGGAAUUCGGAACCCUUCCAGGACGACACAAUCUUCGGGUCAUACUGAACAAGCGCAAAGUAGCCACCAAGGCAAUCCGAUUAAUAGAACAAAGCGAGAUCCUUGGGCAACACAGGAUCGAGUCGAAACCCAGACAAAGCUGA